AUGGUGCCUUCAUCUAAGGCAUUUCUCAAAUUUCAUGAGAUGCAAGCCGAUUAUGGAUCUAUAAUUGGCCUUAAAAUUGGUUCACAGAACUUUGUCGUUUUGAACAGUUACAAGCAUGUGAAAGCACUCUAUGACGAGCGAGGCGCUAUCUAUUCCAGCCGAGCCAAUGCCUUUCUUGCCAAUGAGAUUGUCUGUCCCAAUGAGAUACAUAUUCUUCUCAUGCAGUACGGUAAAGAGUGGAGGAAGCAACGCAAGAUUUUGCAGUCGCUGCUCAGUGUCUCCGUGGUAGAUAAGCUACUCCCCCUCCAAGAAGCCGAGACUACACAAACCAUGGUCCAGCUUCUCCAAGAUCCUGAAGGUUACUACGACCAUAUCCGCCGAUAUACCACGGCAGUGAUUCUUGCCUCGGUCUAUGGCCAGCGCGGCUCCUCCUUUGACCACCCCAACGUCCAAGCCCUUUACCAUGCUCAAGAUCAGUUUACUGCCCUGCUAGAGCAAGGGGCCAGUCCCCCAGUAGAUGCUUUCCCUUUCUUGCGAGCGAUGCCCGAGUUCUCAGCGCCUUGGAAGACAAGGGCCAAGGCGGUGCGCAAGGAACAGAAGGGUUUAUACCUUAGGCUUGUUCAUGAAACUAGAGAUCGAUUGAACCGUGGUAAAGGCAGGGAUUGCUUCUUAAAGACUAUGUUGGAUGACCAGGAAAAGAACGAAAUGGACGAUGAGCACAUUGCUUAUCUGGCUGGAAACUUGAUGGAAGCUGGCUCUGACACUACCGCGUCAACCCUACUCUCUUUUCUUCUCGCAAUGAUCAAGUACCCAGUCGAAUUUAAGAAGGCACAGAGGGAAGUUGAUCAAGUAUGUGGAUCAUCGAGAUCUCCAUCAGCAGAAGACAUAGAACAACUUCCUUUCAUCAAAGCCUGCAUGUAUGAGACCCUCAGGUGGCGUCCAGUGGCGCCUGGUGGCGUCCCUCACGCUCUAACAAGAGACGACACCUACGAAGGGUACUUUCUGCCUAAAGAUACUGUCGUCCUUGCUAACACUUGGGCGAUCCACAAUGAUGAGGCCGAGUACGUAAGACCGCGCGAGUUUAUGCCUGAUCGUUUCAUGAGCAAUAAAUACGGAACCCGGUAUGCGGUUGACGAAAGUAGUGCCUCUCAUCGCCGAAUCCUGUAUGCCUUUGGUGCAGGUAGACGGGUAUGUCCCGGACAGAGAUUGGCUAAGAACUCUAUGAUGCUAAAUAUGGCCAAGAUUGCCUGGGCCUUUGAUCUUUCAGCUGGCUCUAACGACAUUGAUGACGAUAUCGAUACCGCCUACCACGAUGGGUUUCUGAUUGCGCCCAAGAAGUUCCCUAUCAAGAUUACACCAAGGUCUCAGAGCCAUAAGGAAAUUAUCAUGCAGGAGUACCAAGCUAUAGCAUCAUUUUGGGACAAGUAUGACGAUUAG
Molecule: messenger RNA, 1437 nt
Organism: Fusarium coffeatum
Lineage: Eukaryota; Fungi; Ascomycota; Sordariomycetes; Hypocreales; Nectriaceae
Exons: 6
Coding region: 1-1437 (478 amino acids)
Molecular function (GO): heme binding; iron ion binding; monooxygenase activity
Source: RefSeq, a predicted model, not a curated record